UAAAAUUGACAAUAGAUCCAGCCCAUAAUAUAAUAAAAUUGCAAUAGGUCCAAUCCAUAUUUACCCACAUUCAAAAACCUUAUCCCAAAUUCCCAGCGCAAAAUCACACACCUUUGAUUCGCGCAAAAUGGCGACACUCCGCCAUUCCAUUCACCUCCCCUUUCCUUCUCUUCACCUAUCUUCAAAAUCUCAUCAAACCCAAAAUUUUAAUUAUCCAAUUUUCUCAAAACAUCCCAAAAUCACCCUAAAUCAAACCCGAUUCAUCCUUAAAGCCGCCGAAAAAGAACCGGAAAAUUCCACAAUUACAAACCAAGAAGCGAGCUCUGAGGAGCAGCAGUUAUCGGAACUUGGCACGGAAAUCAAGAAAGCGAUGAAGGAGAGAGAUAAGGUUAAAGAAGAUUCUGGAUUUUUUAGCGGAGUUGUGGAUGAAAUCGGGCAGAUUGAAUGGCCCGAUUUUGGGAAAGUAGUUGGUAUCACUGGUGUCGUUUUGGGCGUAAUUGCGGGUUCUAGUGUCGUUUUGCUAACUGUUAAUGGUGUUUUGGCUGAGCUUUCUGAUAAGGUGUUUGCUGGCAAAGGUGUUCAGGAUUUCUUUGGUGGGUAAACCCAAAUCCGAAUAUAUGAGACCCGUACCUGAUUGUAUUAUCUGUAAUUUUGUUUUAUUUGAGAAAUUUAUAAUAGUGAGAUGAAUGUGCGAUUCACAUGUAGUGUUGCAUACUUUUGAUUUUAGAGUAAAUUUCACUCUACUUUGUCAGUAAACUGACCUUUUUAAUUUAUGAAAAGAAUUGAUGUCAUGAUAUGAUAGAGUGGGAUUCAUUCUGGGA
Molecule: messenger RNA, 821 nt
Organism: Spinacia oleracea (spinach)
Lineage: Eukaryota; Viridiplantae; Streptophyta; Magnoliopsida; Caryophyllales; Amaranthaceae
Product: preprotein translocase subunit SECE1
Exons: 1
Coding region: 128-601 (157 amino acids)
Biological process (GO): protein targeting; intracellular protein transport
Cellular component (GO): chloroplast thylakoid membrane
Source: RefSeq, a predicted model, not a curated record